CUGGGUUAAGUUGUGGCAAACAAGCUAUCCUCUUAGCCAGCGGUUUGUUUUUAUUUUUAUUUUAUAGUAAAGUUUCCGCAAAAAUGAGACGGGUGACUCUCUUCGUCAAUGGGAGCUCCAGGAACGGCAAGGUCGUGGCAGUGUACGGAACGCUGGUCGAUCUGCUGUCGGUAGCCAGCAGUAAGCUGGGAAUCAAGGGCUCCAGCAUUUACAAUGGCAAAGGAGGCUUGAUCGACGACAUAGCCCUCAUCAGGGACGAUGACGUGUUGUAUGUUUCUGAAGGAGACUCCUUCGUUGACCCGCAGGACGACGGCAGAGAUUCCGGGCAGUUCGGGUUCCGGGCUCACACUGACUGGCUGACCCUGAACGUCGGGGGCCGCUGCUUCACAACCACGCGGAGCACGCUGAUCAGCAAGGAGCCGGACAGUAUGCUGGCACACAUGUUCCGGGACAAAGAUGUGUGGGGGAACAGGCAGGACGAGGGCGGGGCCUACCUGAUCGACCGCAGCCCAGAUUACUUUGAGCCCAUCCUCAACUACCUGCGUCACGGCCAGCUCAUCGUCAACGAGGGAAUCAACCUGCUGGGUGUUUUGGAAGAGGCGCGCUUCUUUGGCAUGGAGCAGCUGGCCGAGCAGCUGGAGGGACUUAUAAAGAAUAACCAGCCCCCGGAUGACCACUCCCCCAUCUCCCGCAAGGAGUUUGUGCGCUUCCUGCUGGCCACGCCCACAAAGGCUGAACUGCGCUGUCAGGGUCUGAAUUUCAGUGGAGCGGACCUCUCGCGCCUUGACUUGCGCUACAUCAACUUCAAGAUGGCCAACCUGAGCCACUGCAACCUGACUCACACCAACCUCUGCUGUGCCAAUCUGGAGCGGGCCGACCUGUCUGGCGCCAGCCUCGAUGGUGCUAACCUGCAGGGGGUGAAGAUGCUGUGCUCCCAUGCCGAAGGUGCUUCUCUGAAGGGCUGCAAUUUUGAGGACCCCGCUGGGCUCAAGGCCAAUCUGGAGGGUGCCAACCUGAAGGGCGUGGACAUGGAGGGCAGUCAGAUGACCGGCAUUAACCUGCGCGUGGCCACGCUGAAGAACGCCAAGCUCAAGAACUGCAACCUGCGAGGAGCCACUCUGGCCGGCACUGACCUGGAGAAUUGCGACCUAUCGGGCUGCGACCUGCAGGAGGCUAACCUGAGAGGGUCCAACGUGAAGGGGGCGAUAUUCGAGGAGAUGCUGACGCCACUGCACAUGUCCCAGAGUGUCAGAUAACACCCUGGCGGUGCCCGUGCCUUCCCCGCCCCACCCGCCCACAGCCAACCCCCGCGCACCCUGCGGACACGCCUCCAUUUCCGCUAAUGACAUUGCCCAAGAUUCUCUACCGUGCCAAGAUGUUCUACACUGUGCGUUUCACAUUGAAGAUUCUGUCCGUAAUACUGAGUGUUCCACCGGCGGCGCUCCGGAACUCCCGCGCUUCCAUAGUGCCAGACCAGCUUUUUCCAAACCCGGAGGGAACGCAGAGAGUGCAGUGAUCUCGUUUAUAAACACAGGCCUCGGUUUUCCCAGUCUGUGUUGUCAUGCAUGUGUGAGGUGUCAUACUCCUUCAAAGCCUCCGUCCUGCGCUCAUUGUAGCCCUGAGCCGUUGGUCCUGAUCAUUGAAACAAGGCCAGUCUUUUCUUAUUUGCUGUUUUUCAGAAACCCGAAUGAAUAAGUGUUACUGGUGGCAGUGCUAAUGUCUGCUGUAUGUGUUCAGUCAGUGGGUCCUGUCUGGACAGCUAUACCUGCCAGUGGUUUGGACUCAGCAUUUAUUUUCUUUUGCCUUUGAUCAAACUUGCACCAUUCCUGUACUGUAUAUAUGCACAGCAAGUCAACAGAUCAGCUAACUUAUAAUGCAGCAGUGGUGAGUGUCUGUUUCUGCAGUAACCUGUAGCUUAAACUGGUUUGUAUUAACUGUAUAUCCUCAGUUUCCAGUGUGGAGGGUAAUUCUGUAUUAUAUGGUUCCCCAGGAGGUAAGAACAGCCCUUUUAGAUGCUGAAGGUGCAGGAUCAUCACCAUACUGUAUUUUCUGUUACCAGUGCACCUUGAGAAAACUGUAAAUAUGUUUUGUAUUUUUUUAUUUACAAACUAAUUUAAAGUGUUUUAACAUAUUCAUAGGCAUAACUCACUCUAUUCACUGUAAGUGUAAGUUCAGUGUUUAGGAUUGGUUGGAAGACCAAGAGAACAGUGACUUCAGGAAACUCUCCACUGUGAUGUCAUAAUAAAGAAAGAAACUUUA
Molecule: messenger RNA, 2259 nt
Organism: Megalops cyprinoides (Indo-Pacific tarpon)
Lineage: Eukaryota; Metazoa; Chordata; Actinopteri; Elopiformes; Megalopidae
Gene: kctd9b
Product: potassium channel tetramerization domain containing 9b
Exons: 12
Coding region: 84-1256 (390 amino acids)
Biological process (GO): protein homooligomerization
Molecular function (GO): protein binding
Source: RefSeq, a predicted model, not a curated record